Aureobasidium musti is the source of this 1851-nucleotide messenger RNA. The record is from the annotation of a GenBank genome assembly. NCBI's taxonomy places the organism in Eukaryota, Fungi, Ascomycota, Dothideomycetes, Dothideales, Saccotheciaceae.
AUGGAUCCACCAAACUUUCGACCAGGCUUGAUGGACAGACUUCUUGUUGGUCUGUUCCAUUUUAUCAAUCUGUUUAUUCCAUGGCAUAGACUUCCCGGCGUCAUCGGUGCACUGAACCUCGAUGCUCUGCGUGUUGAAUUACGUCAAUACAAUCUUCAUGACGGAUACGCAUCUGCUACCGCCCAAGGAAACACCGAUGAUACUCCUUUGGAUGACAAACGCUUCCUUGCUGCAAGGGNNAAUUCCGAAGGCAAGGACAAUUCUCUCACCAUGCCGAAGAUGGGUUGUUCUGGAAUGCGCUUCGGUCGUAACUUCGGUCGGAAGUAUUGCACAAAGCCAUCUGAGCAGGAGCUUUGGACGCCGAACCCGAGAUUGGUCAGUGAAGCAUUCAUGUCCAGAAAGCCUGGAGAGUUCAAGCCGGCAACUACGCUGAACUUGCUUGCGGCUGCUUGGAUCCAAUUCCAGGUUCAUGACUGGGUGUUCCAUGAGAGCAGCGAGGAGACAUACGAUGUGCCUCUUCUCCCGAACGAUGACUGGCAUGGCCAGAUGAAGCUUUACCGUACCAAGCCUGACGAUGUGCUCGAUGCAUCUGACAUCAAGUGUCCUGGUUACAAAAACACUUCAACCGCGUGCGAAGCCAAAACCAAUGAACUCAGAGACCAACACGAAGAUGGCAAACUGCUGCUCGAAACCAGAGGCAACGAAGAAACCUUCCUUCCUCGCGACACUGAAGGGAACCCUAAGACCGGCUUCUCAGACAACUGGUGGACUGGCAUGGAGUUGUUACACACUCUUUUCGCCUUGGAGCACAAUGCAAUCUGCGACAAGAUUCGAGAAGCGCAUCCUGAUUGGACUGNNGGUAACAUCUUUCUAUUGUGGUCACUGUCAUUGAUGCUGACUCGGCCUAGUGACAAGAUAUUCGAUAAAGCUCGCCUCGUCAAUUGCGCUCUCAUGGCCAAGAUCCACACUGUCACAUCCAGCGCUGGAGAUUGGUAUGAACGCAAACUGAUUGUCGGCCGUAUUUCGAAGACCAGCGAAGCCAUCAGUGGUAUCCCAGGCUCGACUGUUGACCAUCAAGGUGUUCCAUACUCUCUUACGGAAGAGUUCGUAUCGGUGUAUAGAAUGCACUCGCUUAUACCAGAUAACAUCGCAUUCUUCAACGUCAACGAUGGCAAGCACAAAGCCACAAUCCCGACAGCCGAUGUCACCUUCAAGGAUGCUGUGAAGCCCCUCAAGUCUGGUGAAGUAUCUUUCGGCGAUGCCUUCUACUCGUUCUGCAUCAACUAUCCUGGCGCUAUCACCAACAACAACUAUGCCAACCUGAUGAGGAAUCUUCCGACUCCAGAUGGCCAGGUUCGUGAUUUGGCCACAGUCGACAUUCUCCAUGAUCGCGAACGAGGAGUGCCACGCUACUGCCAAUUCCGAAGACUUCUCCGCAUGUCCGUUCCCAAGACGUUCGAGGAGUUGACUGGCGGCGACAAAGAGCUCGCAGCAAGACUAAGCGAGGUCUACAAUGGCGACAUCGAGACGGUUGACGCACUUGUAGGCUCACAUAGCGAGCCGAUGAUCAAAGGAUUCGGCUUCAGCGAGACCGCAUUCCGUAUCUUCAUUCUCAUGGCUAGCCGAAGACUCAAGAGUGAUCGAUUCAUAGCUGGACAGUGGAACACCAAGAUGUAUACCAAGGAAGGCUUUGCCUGGGUCCAGAAUACUGGUAUGAAGGACGUGUUGGCUAGACACUUCCCAGAACUGGCUGCGGUCAUACCAAAGAAGACAAAUGUGUUUGCGCCUUGGGUGAAGUUGCCUGGGUCGAAUGCUUACACUGGCAUCGAGACCAAUGCCCCCAAGGCGUGA